CAGCGCGCUGCACUCAGCCGUGCGUUUGUUUCCCUCUCACACAAAGUGCCCAAAGCACCGAUCCGUUCCGAAUCGAACCAAGCCAAGCCGAGCCACGGCGUGCGUUUGCGCCCCCAAACGCAACCCCCGCCUCCUCCUCCAUCACCCCACCCUCUCCUCGCCGUCUCCGACCGCCGUUUCUCUGGCAAUGGAGCCGUAACCAACCUCAGUGUGCUUAACUGAGCUGAGCGUGUGAAAUAGCAGCGGAUACGAGGAGACAGCUGAGACCAAGCGGCUAUGGAGGAGAAGCGCAGGGUGGCUGGAGUCUAGACUGCAAGCAAAUCAACUUGUCCGGAUUACUUUUUGGCACGUUUUUUGAACUCUGUUACCACUAUUAGAACAGGAAUUUCCUUCUUCUUCUUCUGACCAUCUUAGGCUAUCAUUGCACGGCGAGGAUGCAGGGGAAGGAGGCGAGCUUUUGCACGGGAUGCUGGAGACUAACACUGCUGUCGUGCGUCCUGGCUCUGCACUUGAUCCCGCUGGCUGUCCAAGGAAACGUGGUCGGGAUAAACUCCACAGAGCAGGACAGCAUGGCCAAUGUUACUUCCCUGCUUAACGAGGAGGAGGGGCCUGUCAAGGUCGAGGAGAUGAGCAUUUCAGCCAGUCCCGACAUGAUCAGCACUGUGACCCCGAGGGCAGGCCGGAUCCCCCGUGCCGGCGAGGACGAGGAGCAGAGCAGCGGCAUGUUUGGUGAAACAGUGGCUCCUGUGGAGGAAGCGGGUGUGGCAGCCCCACCCCAGCUCAGCCCUGAUUCGGCUGAAACGGAGCUCUUGCUGCCUAGCGACACACAAGUACCGGAGGUCAUGGGGGGCAAGGAGGAGGAAGUGGAGGAAGAGGAGGAGGAGGAGGAGCGUCUGCCACACACCGACCCGCCUUGGAUCCAUGCCAAGGACACGGCCGUGUUUGACCUGGAUCACCUUAUUACCACUACUGCCCCGCCCUCGGCCGCCACCAACCCCUCUAACCCCGAUGUCCUCCAUGUGGACUUCUUCGACCCUGCCUCUCGUGGGCGCAGCCUUGACCUUGCCCCGCCCUCUCCUUCGUCACAGGCCCAUGAGCUACAGGGAGGUGACCAGACUUCCUGGGCGAUGCCGGAGAACUACGACUACCUCACACCCUACGAGGAUGGAGCGUCUCCCACUACUGAUGAGUACACCUACAGCACCACAACCGAUGCCUACGAGAGUGACGAAGACCUCCGGUUCUCUGCUGGGUCUCCAGCUCGCUCCAGGCCCCGGGUCCCAGGGUCUGAUUCCUUCAUCCCUGGGGAAGCACUUCCUGGCGCCGGAGCUCCAGUACCAAACGUCCCAGUUGCGGCCCCUCCUGUUGAUGGGUCGGACGGGAUGGGUGGAUGUCGUGUGGGCUACCAGACGGUGAACGGAAGUUGCCGCUCGCCCUGCGACAUGCUGCCCAACUACUGCUUCAACGGGGGACAGUGUUACCUGCUGGAGGGCAUGGGAGUCUUCUGCAGAUGUAACGUCCAGGAUUACAUCUGGCACAAGGGUGCUCGCUGCGAGUCGGUGGUGACCGAGUUCCAGGUGAUGUGUCUGGCCGUGGGCGCUUCAGCUCUGGUGGUCCUGCUGCUCUUCAUGAUCAUCGUCUGCUUUGCCAAGAAACUCCACGUGCUCAAGACGGAAAACAAGAAGCUGCGCAAGCGCAGCAGUAAGUACCGGCCUACAUCGGAGCAGCACAAUGAUAAUUUCUCGCUGUCCACCAUCGCUGAGGGCUCCCACCCAAAUGUAAGGAAACUGUGCGACACCCCUCCUAACGUCCCUCAUGCCCGUGCAUUGGCUUACUAUGAUAACAUUAUCUGUCAGGAUGAUCCUAAUUCCCAGAACAAGCUGGAGGACCCGGUGAAGGCCCCGCCCAAGGAGGACGACUCCCUCAACAUCCACAACUCUCUGACCCCCAAACACGAGAACCACAAGGUCCUGGGCGAGGAGAACUCCUCGGAGGUAAACUCACUGCAGAACAACAUGAUGUGAAAACUAAACAAAAACAAAACGACCCCAGCAGCCUGACAACACCACACCGAAAACGACAAGGUGCGCCGGCAACGGGAGCCCCCAGAUCCCUCCCUGCUCUCCGUCCGUCCGCUGCCGAGUGCGCCUAACCGGUCAACCAACCAACCAGCCUGCCAACAUACCAGCCAACCAACCCAGUCUGCAACCGUCUCCGACACGGCAACACUGCCACCAAGCGGCCCGGGCCGCUGCAAAAAAUGCACACCGCCGCCGCCGCCGCCACUACCCCUGCUGAGAGUAACCCCCCACCCCACCAGCCUCACCCUGCCGCCGCCUUGCAACCCCCCUUACAUCCACUCACGCCCCUGUUUCGCUGCCCUUGCCCCCCUUGUUGCUGUCACUCUACUCUCCCUUAUUUCUCUUACCUGCACACAUGCACACACACACACA
Molecule: messenger RNA, 2453 nt
Organism: Micropterus salmoides (largemouth bass)
Lineage: Eukaryota; Metazoa; Chordata; Actinopteri; Centrarchiformes; Centrarchidae
Gene: cspg5a
Product: chondroitin sulfate proteoglycan 5a
Exons: 5
Coding region: 435-2024 (529 amino acids)
Biological process (GO): nervous system development
Source: RefSeq, a predicted model, not a curated record